Suhomyces tanzawaensis NRRL Y-17324 is the source of this 492-nucleotide messenger RNA. It is a transcript of the gene MRPL27, whose product is annotated as mitochondrial 54S ribosomal protein mL41. Gene Ontology annotation, molecular function: structural constituent of ribosome. The transcript has a single exon. Lineage: Eukaryota; Fungi; Ascomycota; Pichiomycetes; Serinales; Debaryomycetaceae. Gene Ontology annotation, biological process: translation. Bases 1 to 492 code for a protein of 163 amino acids. The record is from RefSeq and is a predicted model, not a curated record. Gene Ontology annotation, cellular component: mitochondrial large ribosomal subunit.
AUGAGAGCUUCCGCCGUUCACAGUUUCCAGCAGACUGCCGCUGCAAGCUUAAGAAGACCUUGGCAGACAUUCAGAGAUGGCCAAAUUUGGUACGGGUUGACCAAAAGAGGUAACAAGAGACUUCCCUUGACCACCAAACAAGGUAACAAGCACUACUACAAGGGUACUCGUUCCACCGGUAUUGGUAGUUUGAACUCCAACGGUACCUAUAUCAUAAACUGGGAGAAGGUCAGAACCUACGUGGUGCCUGCUGAUUUACACAACACCGAAUUGAAAGCAUUGGUAUCUCCAAAAGUGCCUCAAAUCUACCAAAAGUACGUUGGUUUCCAAGAUGGCGCCAAGAGUCCUGAACUUGCAUUUGAUAACGUGGUCAACUUCAUCGAACAUGGUGAAAACUACAACGACGUCGACUUGGAGCAAAGCAACUACCUCGAAGAAUUUGUCAGUUCCAAAGUUAAAGAACAAGAGAUGGAAUUAGAUACCAAGCAAUAG